AUGGUUAACUAUUUUAUUUACGCGACCGACGAUUCCGGUUCCACCAAUAGAAGUGAAUACUUUAAUAGCAAAGGGUUGGAGACGCUGAAGAACUUCAAGGAAGAAGUCAAGGCUUUACAAAAUGAUGCAGGGGGAAGUAACAAAGAUGACAGUAUAGUGUACCUUCACUGGAGCCACCGAUGCGCCAAAAUGGAAGAAGAUCAGGUGGAGUUAAGAUACAGGGAGCAAGAUGGAGGUGGUACUGAUACAUUACCACACACAGUGCUCGACUGGAUGGAUGAAAAUUUAACAGAGAAUGAUACAAUUCAGUUACUGUACGUAGUCACAGAUGGCGCUGUCGAUCCCUUUGACAUCAGACCCAUCGAUCCUAAUAUGAAAAUUGAUAAUGUUGUAUUCUACGCGUUUAAUUCAGACAUUAAUAGAAUAGAUAUGUCUGUGGCGUCCAUGUUUAUUUGUAACAAUAAGCGUUACAUUGUGCAUUGUAACGAAGAGCUGGUAGAUGAUACAGAUCUAUCGAAUCCUUUCGAUUACGACCAAAUAACUGUCGAAACGUUCCAUGAGAAAAAGGAAGAAUUGAAGUCAUAUAUUAAAUUACAGUUCCUGAAUAAAUCGUCCUCAGAUCCAAAGAUAGACCUAAACGUGAAAGACAAGGAGACCUUCAUAAAUCUAUUUAAGAAUACCAAGUUUCAUAAAACACUGACACAACCCAAAAAAUACGACGAGAAACAAAGAAUUGCCAGUUGCAUCAACACUUUAGUGAACUAUAUAAAUAACGACCACAAGUCUUUCAAAUUUGAUAACUUGAAGUUUAACAAUAAAUUUAGUCUAGAAACGGGGGAAGAGGAUGUCGCCGAUGUUUUCUAUAGCAACGUGGAAGAGAUUGCAUUCCCUGAUAUAAUUUUGGACAACGAGAGCGGAGUCCCUGUCAUUUUAUUGACGCACUACAAUUUCAUGGAAAAGGUUUUAUUUAAGAAAGGCCGAAAGAUCCCAGAGCGCUUCGAGAAAUACAAUACGCCAUGUCCUUCCGAGAAGGCACGCGCCCGCGUGACACGACUUGUUGAAGCAGCGCGACUAACCAACAUGUCACAUUUCUCUCGGUUGCGGAAAACUGUGGAUUGCCCAUUGAUUCUAUUAAAUGAUCCAGACUUCAAAGAUUCCAUUGAAUACUAUUACAAUUUAGAAUCAUUCAAGGGUUUGAUGCAACAUGGAACACAGACAGGGCCACGCACACGACGGGCGUUCACAGGCGCCAUUGUGCCGCUUGAAGAGUUCGACGAUUACAAUGACUAUAUAUUAUCUUGCACAUAUUUCGCGAGUAGACGAGUGCCUUACAACAAAGGAUUAUUAUAUUACGUGGUAUACAAAACUUGUGAAAAACUGCAAUACAUAGAACCGAAUGUUGUUGAAUAUCUGAAGGGAUAUGUUAUAAAACGUAUAGCUAAAACUAAAUGUUUCUUGGGUCUGAGUAAAAUGUCAAUAGACGAUCCGUUGAUACGAGUCGAUCUGACCACGGCCCUGUGGUAUUGUGCCGAGUUGUCCUCGAUAUUAUUCAAAAACGAUCCAAAACAUUUCAGGAAAGAAAAAAUGCGUAUGUAUAGUCAUUAUUCAGAAUAUAUGAAGGAGAUCCUUGAAUGGUUCCAAUAUGAUGUAGAUACGAAAUCGGUUGACCUACGAGCGGAUAUAUUUAGAAAUGUAAAUAGACUGAAACGUAUAGGACGACGUGAAGAUAAAAUUAGGCAUAUUUUAGAACAAAUAUUUAAGAAGGAAGACAGGAUUUUAGUAUCCGAGAUGGUGAACCCAGAUAACAUCUACAAGCUGAAAUAUUUACAGCUGGACCAUAACAAAGUGAUCGAUGAGAGUCUGUUGUCUGCUGAAGUUGAUAUUAACAAGUUUGCACAUUUCAUGGAUUACGUUGAGACGACAUUCGUGCCGGUGUGCGAACAGACUAUGAGACCUCACUUUGUUACAGAAGACAACAAAUCUUACUACGAACAAGUGGUGACAAAAGCAAGAAGAGUUGUAAUACAAGAUGGAAAACUUACAUGGGAACCUGUGGAGCAAUUGGAUUUCACACGAAUUCUAUCCACGAAUAAAUUAUUUAUAUCGAACAUUAAAAAAUUCUCAAAAUACCCCACAAUUGGACAAUUUAAAUGUUACGUGUUGAAAAAGAUGAAAUAUUUCAGAGGGAAACCAGUUGUUUUCGCAACAAAUACGAUGGAGACUAUAGAAAAAACCCAUGCGGCGUAUAAAAAGACCCGCACUAGUAUAAACAAAUUUAAACAAAUAUCAAACUCUUCAGCGAAUAGGGCAGUCCGUAUAGAGAAAGAGAAUCCGUUUGACUUAACUGAAGAAGAAAUACCGGAUUUUGUUAAAAAGUCGGAGAGCUAUAUCGUGAAGAAAGAGUUGUCAGAGGCAGGUCCUUCUGGUCAGCAGUCGACUGACGUACCUCCUGAUCUUCCGCAAGCACAGAAACCUGAAAAGAGGAAAUCAAAAACGACAAACGCUCAGAAGCCAAAGAAAAAAAUUCUAUAA
Messenger RNA from Arctia plantaginis, 2532 nucleotides. Lineage: Eukaryota; Metazoa; Arthropoda; Insecta; Lepidoptera; Erebidae. The record is from the annotation of a GenBank genome assembly.